AUGGAUCCAUUUGGAGGAAGCCCAGAACCCAAGUUGUCAUCUUCUUGUUCGACCCGGCGGAGAAUUAUGGAUGCUCGUCAGCAUCACGCUUCACUCGGCCGGCGAACGCUGGAAGAAAUUCGUCAAAAAAGAGCGGCAGAGAGAUUGAGCAAAGCGGCAUCCGGACCUGAUCUCACCCAAGUCCCUAUAUCAAGCUCAAGUGCAUCUGAGAGCGGAACACGGUUGGGGGAAGUUGAUAUCAGUAGCUUAGUAUCUCAACUCAAAGAAUUGCAAAAGAGGAACAAUGAUCUUGAUGAGGAAAACAAGUCACUGUCGUCACAGCUGCGGUCCAAGGAGAUUGAGAACGACAUGCUACAGAAGAGGUUGAAUGAUCUGGACCAAAAUACAGUACCGUCACUCAGAAAAGCUCUCAAAGAUGUUGCUAUGGAAAAGGAUGCAGCAGUUGUUUCUCGGGAAGACCUGUCAGCUCAGCUUCGAGCCGUUAAGAAACGUUUGAAGGAGGCUGAAGAAGAACAAUACAGAGCUGAGGAGGAUGCAGCAGCAUUGAGAGCCGAGUUGAAUUCAUUGCACCAACAAGCUAUGAGUGGUCCUACCGGUGGAAUGCCAUCAACAAGCUAUUCACCAGAUCAUGUAAUGGUUAUGGAAAGGGAAUUAUCUAAUUUGAAAACUCAGCUCGAGCAAGAGUCACGGUUAAGGCAGCAAGAUCAGCAACGUUUAGCUGAUGAGCAGGUUCGAAUAUCUACCCUUAUCUCUGAAAAGCAGGAUUUAGAGGAGAAACUUGCCUUAAGUGCCCAGAGGGUGUCAGGUGAAACAACUGAAAAUGCUAACAUCAAAGGAUUCACAGAGGAAGAUAAAGAAAGACUUGAGAAGCAAUUACAUGAGAUGGCAGUUGCUGUUGAGAGAUUAGAAAUUAGUAGGCAAAAGCUUCUGAUGGAGAUUGAUUCCCAGUCCUCUGAGAUAGAAAGACUUUUUGAGGAAAACUCAAAUCUAUCAUCCGCUUAUGAAGAGGCCAACAAAGUUGUGGAACAAUGGGAAAACCAGGUCAAAGAUUGUCUAACACAAAAUGACGAGCUCCGUAGUUUGUUACACAAGUAUAGAAUGGAACAGGCAGGGAGAUCGACGAUCAAUGGGAACGCUGGCAUCACGGAAUCAAGCAAGGAAGAGAAUGGUUCUCUUUUAUCUCCGGAGAUAACAUCUCUCAAAACUCAACUGGCAAAUGAGCAGAGCAGAGUUGAAGCACUUUCUGCAGAAACCUUGCAGCUCUCAGCACGACUACAACAGGCAACUCAGGCUUACAACGGUCUUGCUCGCCUAUAUAAACCAGUGCUACGGAACAUUGAAAAUAGCCUCAUCAAGAUGAAGCAAGAUGGUUCAGUUGCUGCGUAA
Molecule: messenger RNA, 1386 nt
Organism: Oldenlandia corymbosa var. corymbosa
Lineage: Eukaryota; Viridiplantae; Streptophyta; Magnoliopsida; Gentianales; Rubiaceae
Source: the annotation of a GenBank genome assembly